AUGCUUCAGUGUAUAGCAGUACAUCAACCAUUGUUUGGCUCAUCGGAUCCAAACAUCCGAUUGUCUGCGGCGAUGGACAUGAACGAAGACAACCCAUGCGAUGAUCCUAAUCGUCAUAACUCCGAGGAUUUCGUUGACUUAACGAUAGGUUCGGCGGAACUGGAGAUCGAUUUGUUGUCGCGUCGGACCAGCUCUCAAAGUGACGACAACUCAAUCUUCGCUCAUUUGGACGCAAACGACACACUCUUCGGUGAUUUGGCCGAUGAUUGCGACGACAACCUUAUGUCCGACACAUCCCGACCCAUGUCUCUGGAGCCCAUCGUCUCUAUAAAUCCGAUUCGAUUGCCCUUUGAAUCGAUCAGAUUCAAUCGUCGGUCACGAUAUCACCCGUUCCUCCCAUUCCGUCGAAGAGAGGNACCCAUGUCUCUGGAGCCCAUCGUCUCUAUAAAUCCGAUUCGAUUGCCCUUUGAAUCGAGUCUUUUGGCGCAAACAAGCCUUGGAUUAAACAAAAGUCAGAUUCAAUCGUCGGUCACGAUAUCACCCGUUCCUCCCAUUCCGUCGAAGAGAGGGCCGGGAAGACCGCGAAAGGACGGAAAGGUUCCCAUUCAGCGCAAGAACCUCUUCCCGGGCCGACCCCGCAUGAGAGGCCGCAAGACGCUAAACACGUUGGGAAUGGGAUCUAAUCUUCCGGGAUGUGAUGUGCAGCCAUCGAAACCGAACCCCAAUUCGUUUAAUAUGUGUUCCGGACUCUCAAUAAAACCCAUUUCUGGCACUUCUGUACCGCGAAUGCCGUCAGAUUCCGGUCGAGUGGAGCUCACCAUCUCUUCUCAUAGUUUCAGUUCGUCUCAAAUGAAUUCAAAUCUAUCGAUCAGUAACUCCGAUGACUCUAACAAUGAAAGUGAACUGAAGAUGAGCGGAAGAGUUUGUAUUUUCUGCAAUUUAUCCGAGAAUUCAUCGCUUAGUUUAGGAGAACUGAUUCGUUGUGAGCCGACGCCCGGCUUUAGUCCCGCCAAGCGAUCGUCUCGACUUCGGAGUUCGCCGGAUAUUGACUCGAUUGGCACCAAUUCAUCGACUAAUGACAACUCGGAUAUGUCGUCCACCGCUCGAAACGCAACUAAAGACCCGAACCAGAAGUUCGCUCGAAGGGGAACAGACGUACAGAAAGUAAUUCCCGGACCGUUGGAUGAGUUGAAGUCGAUUGGUUUCAGCGACAAGACAGCAAUGAUGAACUUAUUCGAGUUGACCGGCCAUUGUUGGGCUCACCACUGCUGCGCCGCCUGGUCUAAGGGCGUCCGACAGAACGAUGAGUACGUGUUUCUCAACGUCGAUAAGGCUGUCUGCGAAGGCGCUCAACAGAUAUGCUUCGAGUGCAACAAAUACGGGGCAACCAUUGCCUGUCACUCGAAGCCAUCGUGUAAUCACAUCUAUCAUUACGCCUGUGCUGUCAUUAGCGGCACUUUUCUGGACAUUAAAUCCCUCUCAAUGUUAUGCCGUUUGCAUUCAUCUCAAGCCAUAAGUUUGUUUAAAAAUGAAGCCAUUUGUGGGAACUGUGAAAAGUCUGGAGAAAUUGGGGACCUUCUGUUCUGCACGAGUUGUGGACAUCACUAUCACGGACAGUGUUUGGACACACCUGUGACGGCAACUGCUAGUGUGAGGGCCGGUUGGCAGUGUCCCGAAUGCAAGUUGUGUCAGACCUGUCAUCAACCGGGAGAUGACAAUAAGAUGUUAAUGUGCGACACGUGUGAUAAGGGAUACCAUAUAUUUUGUUUGCGACCCAUUAUGUCAACGGUUCCCAAACACGGCUGGAAGUGCAAAGACUGUCGCGCUUGUGGGGACUGUGGGGCGCGUACGCCGGGUAACGGUCCCAGUUCUCGAUGGCAUAUGAAUUACUCGGUGUGCGAUAGUUGUUAUCAACAGCGAAACAAAGGCAGUUCGUGUCCAAUAUGUGGCAAAGCCUACCGACAGGCCUGUCAGAGCGAAAUGCUUCAGUGCAUCACUUGUCGUAAACUAAUUCAUAUGAGUUGUGAACCAAAACUAAGUCAACGCAAUGAUCUCAUUGCAGAAAUCGCUAAUAACUAUGUCUGCAAAGUGUGUGAAACCUCCAGUGCUUCCGGUGUUGAGCCCAGAGAUGGCUUCGCAAACAUGAGCCUUCCGGACAACAUAUUCAACGCCAGUCGGGAAUCGUUCGGUUCUUUCACUGAAGAUUCGUUGGGAAGCAUUGAUAACAUUGAAGUUCAGCCAAUGGUCUCCGGUUCUGAUGCCAUACCUGAUGUGAAGCCCUUCCCGACCCCUCUUUCCAAUAAUAACUCAUUAAUCCGACCGCCAAUACCUGUAAGUGGGGGUAAACUUAGCGGAAAGAAAAGACUGAAUUUUCCGGGAAAGAUGAGGGGCGGCAAGUUUCCGGGCAGGAAAAGGGCCAAAACCGUGGAGUUUAGACGCAAACGCGGCCCAAAAGCUAAAUUUAAGCCCUUUGCCGGCCCAUUGGGUUCUUUGGCGACAACCAGUUCUGGAGUGUCCGGAGCUUCUGCUAUCAGUUCCCAAGAGUGCGAAGUGAGAGAAAAAAUCAAAGACGACGAUCCGGCCAAUGAGAACAAAGUGAUUCUGUGUUCAGUUAAGGAUGACUUCGUAUUGUCUCAGGACAUGUGUGCGAUGUGCGGCAGUUUGGGUCAGGCCGAAGAGGGACGACUCAUCUCCUGUUCCCAAUGCGGACAAUGUUAUCAUCCAUUUUGUGUUAAUAUAAAAGUGACAAAAGUUGUUCUCAACAAAGGGUGGCGUUGUCUCGAGUGUACUGUAUGUGAAGGCUGUGGUCAGCCCCACGACGAGGCGCGUCUCCUUCUGUGCGAUGACUGCGACAUCAGUUAUCACACCUACUGUUUGGAUCCGCCAUUAGAUGACGUACCACAGGGCACCUGGAAGUGUCGCUGGUGUGUCAUUUGUGUUAAGUGCAAGUCCACGAACCCUGGAUAUGGAUCUCUUUGGCAAAAGAAUUAUACCGAAUGUGGUCCCUGUGCCAGUCAGACCACAUGCCCGGCCUGUCAGGGAGACUAUCGUGAAAGCGAUCUUAUAAUUCAAUGCAUUCAAUGCAAUCGAUGGCUUCACUCGAAAUGUGAUGGUAUGACCACUGAAGACGACUGCGAGAGUGCGGCCGACUUCGGCUAUCACUGCCUUCUUUGCCGACCUAAAGAUGAAUUGCCGCCACAUUUGCAGGCUCGGAAAGCGUCGGCUUAUCAAUCGAAACAACAGUUAAUGAAACAAAACAGUGAAGAAGUGAAUGAAAACGCGAAAAUGAUUCGAAGAGAUUCUGGUGAAUCGAUUGGAAGUAAAACAUCACUAUCUCUGACGCUCACACCACAAGUCGCACAAACGCCCACAUCUGGUCUGACACCUCUCACGCCAACAAAUGCCAGAUCCGUUGCACCGAAAGUUCAAACUCAUUAUCACUUAGUCGACGGCAUAUACCUUUCAGACAGGGGUUUGAGUCAAAUAAAGUCACUACAAGUGGAACAACCAAAGAGAACUCGAGUCAAAAGGGGUACCAAACAAGCGUUGAAUCAGUUGAACGCCAUUAAGUCUGAAGACAUGGAAGAAGUGUCUAAAGAGGAAGACAUGGCAUCUAUUGAAGACAAAGUCAAUGAAGAGGGGAAUAAAACCGAUGAAAUCGGAGAAAAGAAGAAAAGACAGCGAAGACUUCAUAAGUUAGGAAUCGGAGGCUUUUCUAUCAAACAAAGAGGAAGAAUGAGUACGAGUAAAGACACUGAAGAAGUGGUUGCGGCGAACGCAGACAUGGAUGUGAACGGCAAUGAUAUGUUUGGCGCUCAGGAUUCGGUGAACUCGGAUAAACCGCGCCGAAGACGUCGAGUGAGUAAGAAGAAGAGUCAUCUUCAGGACAGUUUCCCGCAGUACAUGCAGGAGGCCUUCUUCGGCAAAACACUUCUCGAGACAUCAGAGACCAAUCAAUCGACUCUUUUAACUAAUAUAAACGCUUUGAGUGACGACGAAGACCUGAUGACCAAAAAUAUAGAAAACGACAAAUUAAUUGUUUUGACGCCGACAGAGAUGGCGGCCGUCAAGUCACACAAACCAAAGACUGAACCCUUGAGUCACAGCGUUGACGAUCGCUCCGGGACUCCACUCGAAGACGAUCUUCAAGACGGCGAAGAUUUUCAGGAUCUCUUGCCUCCUCUUCCACCCGAUGACGAACUCAUGGAUAUGUUGAUCAAUGAGGACGCUUUGGACCGAACCAAUGAAUCACUCGAUAACCUUUCGGUUGACCCCAAAGUAGAAGGAAAUACAAAAGACGAUGCAAUGGAUCUGUUGAGUCCUAACUUCAAUUUGGAUGGAAUUGUUGGCGCAUCCAGUCUUCCACAGAUGGAUAGCAAAGAUGUCGAGGAUUUGUUUAAAGGAGUGUUGAGUCCACACAACACAGACGAUAGCAAUGACUUCAAUGCAAUAUUAGGUCCUCCGACGGCAACCAUUACUACCAAACCUUCGAUGCCGAUGCAAAUCCCUCCGCCGCCAUUGACUUCGCCUUUAGCCCCGCCAUCGACGCAAAACUUAAUGCCGGCCUCUUCUGUGCCAUUACCACAACUCAUACAUUCAAAGCAGGCGUCUCUGGACAGUAUGCCUAACGUUCCACUUCUUGACAGCCCGUACAACAUGCCGUCGCCCUUCCCUCCCGUCCCAGCGAUGAAUGAACCGUCUGCUCAAUAUAGCCCUCAACUCACUGAACCUCAGAGUCCGUGGCCUUCAGAAGGAGACGAACAGAUGACAUCUCAGGGACAGAAAAAUAUGAUUAAAUGGGAGGCCGACGAGGCAUUGGGUCCGAUGGCCACCAUAUCUCCAGUUCUUUAUGCAAAUCUAAAUCAUCAGAACCUUAAGGCCGAGUAUCCCGUAUGGAAUGACCGCAUUAAACAAAUAUCUAAGUUAUGGCGUCAGUUGCCUACUGACCAAAGACAGCCAUUCCUUCAGAAAGCACGCGAAAAUAGGGCUCAAAAUCGUAUACAAAAGGCUCAGUCAGAAACACAGCGCCCCGGGAAAGAGAUCCGACCACCGGUUGCCGUUCCCGCCAUUCGUGAUGUCGAUAAUGAACGGCAAUGGAAGCACUUGCAGGCGUCCCGACAACAGCAGCAAAUCCAACACCAGCAGGUCAUACAAGAACAGAGACAGACUCUCCUCAAGACACAAACAAUGGGUCCCAUAUCUCCCAUUGCUGACCCCUCCCGACCCCCUCUUAUGCAUAAUAUUCCACAAUCGCCUUCACGGUUAGGACCAGACUUUGGUGCUGAGAGUAUGUCUCCAGUGCCUCACGUCCAGGAUAUGCCGAUGCAAUCACCAGUUCAAAGACAUCCACUUCAAGGUUCGUUUGUUAUGAACAGACCUCAAGUACAGUCACCCUCUGGGCCGUCGCCUAUGAGUCCAGUCAUUCAGGUGUCGCGUGUGAGACCACCAAUCGAUCCAAACAAACUGCCCGUUUCGAGCGCCGGCUGCAAACCUAUGCAAUACGACCCAUACGCUCACCCGCCAAAUACACCCCGACCUCAGCCACAAAUGACUCUUCAGCCGAUUGUAAGGCCGGGAACUCCUCAACAAAGAUCUCCAUUUUCUCCCUCAUCUCCCGGUGCUUCUCACAUCAAUUCUAUACCACAAACGCCUACGAGUGAUACGUUUCAAACACCGCCAUCGACUCCUAGGCCUCACAGCAAUGAUCCACACAGUCAGACACCGAUGCCCUCCAGUCCUUACGGACAGCCGCAGACACCGCAUACGAGUCCAUUCUCGCCCACACAUAAUCUCAUGACUCAAAACCAACAGCAAUGCGUCGAUUCAUAUCCAAUGCCGAACACACUUCAGAGGAGUCAAUCGUUUCCAUCUGAUUAUCACAACACUUCAAUGGAUUCCCAGAAUAAUGAGUGUUUAUAUCAACGCAUGGGUCAGCGAACGCCCGACUCUUUUAAUCGAAAUAUUUCGUCACCAAAUACUGAUCCAUACGCGAGACCAGUGCCCACUCCACAGACCCCACAACCGCCGCCAUCGCCUCAAAGCGAACAGAUGCAGAGGCCGGUGCCUAAUGUACAGACAGAUAUAUACGCGCGACAACCCAUGACUCCACGACCCCAACAACCUCUUCAGAGAUCGCAGUCAUAUAAUGUGGACGAUAUAUAUUCACGACAACCGGGCACUCCUCGAAUGGUACAACAGUCUGACAUUUACUCUCAACAACCGGGAACUCCACGCCCCAACUUCCAGCAGCCGAUACAACAUUCACCGCAACCACAACCAUCUCCACCGGCUUUACAGCAACAGCCACACGACCCCUACGCUUAUCAACCGGGGACUCCCAGACCUGUGGUCACUCGACCCCCGUUACAAACUGUACGACAGCCUCUCAUGAUGAGGCCUCCACCUCCCGCUCCCAUUGAUCCCUAUGCCCGACAGCCGGGGACACCAAUGCCUCCACCACUUCAUGAUCCGUACGCCAAAGCUCCGGGAACUCCAAUGCCUAUGAGUCCUAAUGAUAGGCAAGAAGGGAAUGACACACAACUCUCGCGGCAACAGCUCAGAGAUUUACUACAGAAGCGACAACAAGGCCAAGAACUUCCGCCCCGGUGGCCAGGCAACAAUCAGAUGAGAGCGCCAACAAACGACGGCAUGUUUCGACAGCCUAUUCCUCCAGGAGCUAUGCUACGGCCUCGUAUUCCCACUGCUUUCCCAUCGGACCAAGUGUUCAGACAUCCGGCCAAUACUGGUGACCAAAGAAUGGUUGUCCAAAGAAUACAAGACCCACGGAUGCGAUCCGUUCUCAUACAACAACAGCCACAGCAGUUUGGAAUGAGAGGUCAGCCCCAGUGGGUACGGGUGCCCACACACAUGCACCCGAACGCUGGUUUAGCUGGCAAUCAGCCAAUGCAACAGCAAUGUGCUGAUAACCAGUACACUCAAGUGUUACCUCCAGGCGUCUCUCGUAUGCCUCCUCCGGGUGCCGUUCAACAGAAUGUUAUGUUUGCCGGUCAACCCAUACGACCCGUAAGAUCUCAGAUGUUUGUCCGACAGCAACACCCGAUGUCAGUGAAUGUGCAGAACAGUGAUGUAAUGCAGGGCCAACCCUUAGCUCAGGGCAUACCAGUGAAUCCAAACAUGUCUAACGCUCAGCAAAUAACGGACUCAAAACCGUUAAUACAGGGACCGGUACCGCCCAUUGCUGCCAAACCCCCGACCACUAGUGAUAUUGUUAAACAACUUCAAGAACAACAAAAUCCAGAAUUAGUUGAAGAGGAGUGUUCUCCUGAAGACCUCGACGACGACGAGCUCUUGGGAUUAGGCAAUGACUUCAAUAUCCUUGAAUACGCCGAUCCAGAACUCGACAAAGCUUUGAGUGGAAAGACUGGCGGAAAGAGUAAUAUAUUUGACGAGCAUUUGGAUGAUUUGGACGAUAAAGACGACGACGAGAAGAAGAAUAAGAGUGAAGAAAAGGGCGGAACAAAAGUGACACCGAAUGCCGAAACUCGAGACAAAAAGGCUGAAGUAAAACAAGAAACUGCCGGCACUUCGUUGGUUCCAAAUGUAAAAAUAGUUAACCAAAUGCCGACUCCAAACAAACCGAUCAAUCCUCGGCUCGCAUUCGCACCGCCGCCUCCCUAUCGCGGACAACAAGAGCUCCCACCGCCUCCUCCGUAUGCCCAACCGCCGCGGCAAAUGACACCCAAUCUUAUUAAGCCAAACACCAGUCAAUCAGAAUGUAUUGACCCGCAGACACCGUUAAGAUCCGCACCGAUGACACCACUUCUUCAGGAACAACCGCUUCUACUCGAAGAACUGGUUGAGCAGGAAAAGAGAGAUCAGAGGCAAGCAAUGCCAAUGCAGUCGCGCCCUUAUAUGCCGCCACAGGCGCCGCCCGACAACAUAAUGACUCAAUCGGAUAGUCUUUUAAGUGAUGUUGAGUUCGAAAGACUCAAAGCAGACAUUCUGUCAGACGAACCGAUUCCAGGACUGGUUAUGGGGUCAAUGCAAACCUCUCAACCGCACCAACAAAUGCAACAAACAUUUCCACAGCAAAUGCAACCCAACCCGAGUCAAGGGCCGCACUGGCAGAACAUCACAGACCCUGCCUUUCAAACGCAUCAAAGACUGCCACAAAUGAACCCCCGAAUGGGACCAACCCUUCAGAGACAGCAAAUGUAUCAAUCCGUUCAAAUCAAUCCAAUGGGAAUAUCCAGCGUCCGAAUGGCACCUAAUGUUCGGCCAACACAUGGCAUUCGACCCAAUGUUCCGCAAGGAAUGCCAGCCAUCAGACCAAUGGUGAGUCUUCCGCCUCCACCAACACCUCCUUUGGAGCCCAUGAAUGAUAUGGAACGACAACAACAACAUCAGUACGAGAAUUGGUUGAUCCAACAGAACAGUCUGUUAUCUCAACAACAGAAGCACUUCGAGGCAGAGAUCACUAAACUGAGAAAAGCCAAGAAAAUCGUGGCCACAAAACAAAGACAAUGCAAAAAGAAUGGAACGGAUUUGAGUGAAGUCGACCAAAACGAGUUGACUCGAAUCACUCAAGAGAUGAGUGGUCUUCAAAAGCAUUUGGAUCAGAUUCGCAAGGCUUUAAGACAACAUCAAAUGAUAACCAGUGAUUACCAUCAAAAGAGGCCAAAGCAGGCAAUGGUAGGGAUCCCGCAAACAGGCAUUUCUUUGCCACAGUCUCCGGGAAGUUCUUCCAUCCCAUCGAUGCAAACCUCUCCUCGUUCUGUGCACUCGCCUCUCAUGGCUUUGGGGUCUUCAGCUCCGGGAACUCCAAUUGCAAUGACAGGUCCGCCAACUCCUCAAUCGCCAUCAAUCAUGAGUCCAUCGCCAUUAGGUCCGUCUCCCUCUCCAUUGAUGCAGAAUUCGCCGGUUCCUAACCUUCACUCACCGGCAGCAAUGCCGCCCUCACCUAUGGUUCACUCACCAAUGCCUCACCCAAUGCCUGGUGACGCCAAUAUUAGGCCCCAAAUGUCAGCACAAUCUGUUCAUAUCGUUGACGACAACAACCCAUUCAGUGAUGUCUAUCUGCAGAAGGAAAAAAUGCAAAUGACAUCAAUCAGACCCACACAACAACCAACCUCUGCGGCUGGAUAUCAACAUAUGAUGUCAUCAGACGGACAACCCAUUGAUGAGAGACAGAAAAUGUUUCGCCAAAUCCCUUUCCAUAACGACGAUAAUAUGGCUUUCCAUCACUCAGUGCCACAACAAAUCCGUCCUCUGCAACAGAUGAGUCAACCGAUGCCAACACAACACCCGACUAGUCAUUACCAACAGUCAACUGAUUCGCAAAUGUUUCGGUUCCCGAACCAACAUAUGAUUCAUCAGCAAAGGCCGUACACUGAACUCGUGGGACAGCCAUAUCCAGCACAGUUGCCGCCUAACUAUCAGCAGCAGCAGCAACAACAACAGCAACAACAACAGGUCCAACAGCAACAGCAACAACACCAACAAAUGCAAAUCAGAAGACCACCUCCGCCUCCAUAUCCCGGAUCAUUGGGACCACCAAUGCCUCAACAACAGCAACAGCUGCAACAACAACAACAACAACACAUGAGAAUGUAUGGCUCACCUCAAGUGGCGCCUAUGUCUCGACUCGUUUCCCAUCAAAUGCAGCCCCGAAUGCCUGAAUAUUCCCAAAGGAUGUCUUCUAAUGAAUUUGAAUCUAAUAAACCGUUUGCGGAGAACAUGCCAUUGAAUUCAUAUACACCUGACGACAACCAAAUGGUUCAGUGCUCCCCCCGAUCAAUACCGGUCUCCUCUCCUUAUAGUCAUCCGGGAGAGAGUUCAUCAAUGCAUUUACCACCACAGGAUCUAUUAUCAAGUUCUGGUGAUAUGCUGGAGUCCAACGCCGGCAACGAAUUAUUGUCAGACAUUCAGUAUAAAUCCCAUUCAGAGAACGAAUCGGUCGAUCAAAAGCCAUCCCUUGUCGGCGAAGCGAAGACUUCUAUUGCCUUUAAUAUUGACGAACAGGGCUCGGGUCAGGAGAAUGACGCCGGGAAUGACAUUCUCGUCAAUUCCAACGAUUCCAACAAAGAGACCGAAGAACAGAAACAAAUGACUAAUAAUAAUGAGAUUGUCAUUAAAAAAGAGUUGAUCGAAACGAGUGGUGGUCCCUCUCAGUCCUACCAAUGGGGUGUUGAGUCCCAGUCCCAGUCCCAGUCCAACAACAUUAAUGUGAAAACCGAACAGGACAACACAUUCUCCGCUUCUAAUGCUAUCGAACAGGAGUUCACUUCUGAGACAUCGAAUGCUAUGGAAGUGAUAGAUACUGAAGAAACAAAGACAUCAAUCGUAAACAAUAAUAUUGAUUUGAAUGAAUCAAAUUUAAUGAGUGAAACCAAUGAAAGCGAUAGCAACGAAGAGUCCAUUCAUAACAAACAAAAUGCUUUACUUAAACAACUCCUACAGAACUGUCCGUCGGCUGACUCUCAGAGCAAAGCCAUUGAGUCGUUGAUGAAAGAGACGGAAGAACCCAAUGAACCGAAUAAUAUUGAGGUAACAGAGGAGACCGUAACCGUACAGACUGUGGAAAAUGUAGUUGAAAGCGAUCCUAUACCCGCUGUUUCUGUUAUACCUACUGUUUCUGCCAUACCUACUGUACCGGUCAUAUCUACUGUACCGGUCAUCCCUAAUGUACCGGCCAUACCCAAUGUCUCGGCCAUACCCAAUGUACUGGCCAUACCCAAUGUACCGGCCAUACCCAAUGUACCGGCCAUACCCAAUGUACCGGUCAUACCUACUGUUCCUAUCAUACCUAACACACAACAAGUCGAUGAAAUACAACCUAAAGAAGAGAUGGAAAUGGAAGUGAUGUCCGUUCCUAACAGCGAUGCAAACCUAACAACUGAAGCGAUGAUUCAAAGGAAUCAAAACAUGUCGACUGGAAUAUCACCGGAAAAGAAGAUGUCUUACUUGGAUAUACGUAGAGCUCAGUUGGAAAGAGAGCCCACUCCUCCUCCCGAAGAAGUGAAACCAAAGCGAAAGCGAAUUACGAAACGCAAAGAAGCCAAGAGUCCAGACGGAGUAUCCGAUGUCCCGAAACCGCCGACCAAAAAGCGGGCGCGAAAGGCAUCCCAAUCGCGCAAUGAUGAAGACAGCGAUCAAUUCUUUGCCACUUUAAUGGCACAACUCAGGGCAUUACCACCGCUCCAGAUAUCGGAACCGUCUAUUAAACCCAAUUUCAAUGUCUCGCUUCCAUUCGACGUAACGGAUCUCAACUCCAAAGAAUCGCCAUUACGUGGAAGUUAUGGCAAUGCAUUCCUCUCUUCAACCAUCGAUUACUACUCGACGUAUCCGUUUGGACCCAACAAAGCAGCGCCUCUCACACCAUCAUUACCUGCCAGUGCUGUCAACAGUGCCCACACCGUCACUAACAACUAUCUGAACACAAACAACAGCUCAUCCAUUGGUAUGCCGUCAACGAGUCGAGGCUUUUAUAACGAAGAGUUCUCUAAGAGUUCUCAUUCAGCACUUCACGUCCCUUACAAACACGACAUUGAAUUGAAUCACUACUACCGCGACUGCGACAGUCCCGACACUAUUGUCUCGUCUUCUUCACCAGAAACUGUGUUAUACGACUGUCCGACAGACACUUUCAAAGGCCUUAAAUUUAUUAGUUUUGAUGACGAAGACAACGACGAAGAUAUCAAAGACAUUAAUAACAACCGCUCCUCUCCUGACAUUCCACUACUAGUGUCGAUCCCUAUCCGUCCCAUUCCUAUGUUAGCAUCAACUUUGAUAUCUCAGAGACGACUGUCAGACCAUGAUUUCGAUAGAGACAAAGAGAAUGCAUUGGAGAUAAACGGUUCAAAUAAGCCGAAAACUAUAUCUUCAAUUCCGCUCAAAGACACGGGUAAUGUCGGCGUCACUCUUACGCUCUCAUCUGUCGACGACAUUCGCGGCAUUUUGACCGCAUUAGCCAAAUAUCUGGACAUUCCGGCGCCCAAUACAUACGAAAUAGUGGAGCGAACGGCAACUCCUCCCUCACAGAAGUUGGGUCUUUAUCACCAGAAAGAGGGCAUUGAAUCCAAUAAUGACAACCAAAUAACAGAAUUGAACGGAAAAAUGCAAAUUUUGAAGAACUUCUGCAAAUUCUGUGAUAUCGUUGUUCUGAACGCUGGAAUCAAAAAGAAAUCAUCGGAACUGUCGCUCUCAGCGCAGGAACAGCUCGAAGAGGAAGAAGACGUGAUAUUUUGCAGCACUAAUUGUUAUAUGCAGUUCGCUCUCUCCCACAGAGGCCUUCCUCCGGAGAAAGAGGCGGCGGCCGUCGUUUCGCACCGACACUCAAACGAAACGCCUGUCAAUGAAAUCAAGUCAGAAAAGCCUCUUAUUGUGAAGAACUCAAUGGAUUUAUUGCCGCCAAUGAGUCCAAUGAUGGAAGACGACGACAUCAGUGACCAAGAAGUGCUGGCAAUGAAUUUGUCACCAAAAUUACCACCUCUUGUGAUUGAAGAUCAAAUGACAGCUCCCAACAGCUUAAUGGAAGUGGAAGUGGAGUCAGAGAUCCAAACGCCCACAAUAGCCACUCCUCCCGAACCGCUUCCUAAGAAAUGGAAAGAAACGCGUUAUAAGUAUUGGAAUAAUCAGUCUUUCGAUAAAAUAAAGAUCAAAACUGAAGACGAAGACGAAGUGGAUGAGGAGGAAGAGGAGGCGGGGCUUUUGUUGGACAAAAUGGCCAUUUGUGUGAAACCUGAGGCCAGUAGUGCUGAGAAGCGGAAGUGCGCGCUCUGUCACGAGACGGGCGAUGGAGAGACUGACGGGCCGUCACGUCUGCUCAAUAUGGAUGUCGACAAAUGGAUUCAUUUGAAUUGUGCGCUUUGGUCGUCGGAGGUCUACGAGAUGUUGAACGGAGGGCUCAUGAAUGUAGACCAGGCCUGCAAGAGAGGGCUGACCCUCCAGUGCGCCAAAUGCAAGAAAAUGGGCGCAUCGCUCAAGUGCUUCAAACCUCGGUGUAUCAAUUCAUACCACUUUCCCUGUGCUCUCAAAGAUCAGUGUAUGUUCUUUAAGGACAAGACACUGCUCUGCUCUCAACACUCACCCAAAACACAUAAUCCCGAAGAGUUGACUACAUUUGUUGUGUUGAGGCGAGUGUUUGUCAAUCGCGACGAACAGAAACAGAUCGCAUCCAUGAUUCAUACGGGAGACAACAACCUCUUGAGAACCGGAAAUCUUAUAUUUGUAAACAUCGGUCAACUUCUGCCGCAUCAGUUGCAUGCCUUCCACAGCCCUAACUAUAUCUAUCCCAUCGGCUAUAAGAUUAUCCGUUUCUAUUGGAGUUGGAGGCGAUUCGGGAAGAGGUGUCAAUACAUCUGUUCCAUCGCUGAAGUCGAGGGCAGACCUGAGUUUGUGGUGGAAAUCAAAGAGGAAGGCUUCGAGAAUAUCACAUUUAGAGACAGUUCUCCUAAGAAUGUCUGGUUUAAGAUAUUGGAAUCAAUCGUUAGAAUGAGAUCUGAGGCCAAAUCAAUCAAAGUAUUUACAGACUAUAUAACCGGCGAAGACUUGUUCGGUCUCUCAGACCCGGCUGUCGUUAGAAUCUUAGAGUCUUUGCCCGGAAUCGACACUUUAAAUGACUAUAACUUCCGUUACGGUCGCUCACCAUUACUGGAGUUACCGCUGGCCAUCAAUCCGACGGGUUGUGCGCGAACUGAACCCAAACUGCGGACUCACUUCAAGCGGCCGCACACUCUGCACGUGUCGACCAGUAAUUCUUCGCGUUCAUCGAUCCAGUCGUUGAGCGGAAUGGAGGUGUCGUCGCCGUACGUCAAACAGUUCGUUCACUCCAAGUCCUCGCAAUACCGCAAAAUGAAGAUGGAGUGGCGCAACAACGUCUUCCUCGCCCGCUCUCGCAUCCAAGGGCUCGGCCUCUACGCCGUCAAAGACAUCGAAAAGCAUACAAUGAUUAUAGAGUACAUCGGACUUCUGAUCCGCAAUGAGAUCGCGGAGCGAAAUGAACGCAUAUAUGAGGCACAGAAUCGAGGCGUUUAUAUGUUUCGUUUGGACGACAACCGUGUGAUCGACGCGACACUGUCUGGAGGUUUGGCCCGUUAUGUGAACCACUCGUGUAAUCCAAACUGUGUGGCAGAAUGUGUUCAAAUCGAUAGAGAAAACAAAAUACUUAUUAUAGCCAACCGUCGCAUCCAAAGGGGCGAAGAGGUGAGUCCAACGCUCGACUCCAUUCUCUGUCUUACUUUGACGUACGACUACAAGUUCGACGUGGAGGACGACCAGCACAAGAUCCCCUGUAUGUGCGAAGCACCCAAUUGUCGCAAAUGGAUGAACUGAUCCACUCCUGCACUCAUGAGUGGAUGAACUGAUCCACUCAUUCACUCAUGAGUCAUGACUCGCUUAUUGAAGGCA
This is a messenger RNA of Oppiella nova, 14367 nucleotides long. The record is from the annotation of a GenBank genome assembly. Lineage: Eukaryota; Metazoa; Arthropoda; Arachnida; Sarcoptiformes; Oppiidae.